AUGGGUGAGUUUCAAGAGAAGCUUGUGUCAUUGUAUAGGAGCAAAUGGCUUGUGUUUGUGGCCGCAAUGUGGUUACAAUCAUGUGGGGGGAUAGGGUACUUGUUUGGGAGCAUAUCACCGGUGAUAAAAGAAUCCCUUAAUUAUAACCAGAAGCAACUUUCUAUGGUUGGUAUGGCCAAAGAUCUUGGUGACUCUGUUGGGUUUGUCACUGGUAUUUUAUGUGAAAUCUUGCCCCUUUGGGGUGCAAUUCUUGUUGGUUCUCUCCUCAUCCUUUUUGGCUAUGGCUAGGUUUGGUUGCUUGUCACUAGAAAAGUAGCACCUCUACCCUUAUGGGCUAUUUGUGCUCUAAUAUUUAUCGGAACAAAUGGCGAAACGUACUUCAACAGUGUCCUGGUGUCAUGUGUCCAAAAUUUUCCAAAAAGCCGAGGUCCUGUGGUUGGAAUUCCGAAGGAAUUUGCAGGACUUAGUGGUGCAAUAUUAACACAAAUAUAUGCAGUAAUCCAUUCCCCUGACCACACAUCAUUGAUAUUUAUGGUCGAUGUUGGUCCAGCCAUGGUGGGAGUAGGCCUAAUGUUCAUUGUUCAACCAGUUGGAGGGCGCAAACAAGUGCGUCUAUGUCCAUCUGAUGACAAAAACUUCGCAUUCAUCUAUGGAGUGUGCCUCCUAUUGGCUGCUUACUUGAUGGGAGUCAUGAUUGUCCAUGAUCUAGUUUACUUGAGUAACACGGGAAUCACUAUUUUCACAAUCAUCUUAUUCUUGAUCUUCUUUGUCCCCUUUGCCAUUCCCAUUUUGCUAGCUUUUGGCAAAAGUUAGAAGCCGAAACCUCCAGAGGAAGAGGCAUUUCUUCCUAUGGCGCAAAGUAAUAAGCCCAUGCAAGAGUUUGAGGAGGCAUUGUUAAGUGAGGUGGAAGAGGAAAAGCCCAAGGAAGUGGACUUUCUUUCGGCGCAAGAAAGGCGAAAGCGAAUGGUGCAGUUGCAAUCGAAGCUAGUCUAAGCAGCAGCAGAAGGAGCAGUGAGAGUUAAGAGGAGGAGAGGGCCCCACAGAGGAGAGGAUUUUACUUUGAGACAAGCUUUGAUUAAAGCAGACUUUUGGCUUCUCUUCAUUUCCAUGAUCAUGGGCUCUGGAUCUGGCUUAACAGUAAUUGACAAUCUGCGUCAGAUAAGCCAGUCUCUUGGAUAUAAAAAAGCACAUAUUUUUAUUUCCUUGGUUAGUAUUUGGAACUUCCUCGGUCGUGUUGGAGGAGGUUACGUCUCUGAGCUUCUUGUCGGGGAUUAUGCGUAUCCAAGACCAGCUGCUCUCGCAGUGUUUCAACUUAUCAUGACCUUUGGGCAUGUCUUCAUUACCAUGGGAUGGCCAGGGUCCAUGUAUGUCAGCACUCUACUCAUUAUACUUGGUUACGGUGCUCAUUGGGCAAUUGUUCCUGCCACUGCCUCUGAAUUAUUUGGUUUGAGAAACUUCGGUUCCUUGUACAAUUUUAUUACUCUGUCAAACCCCAUGGGAACUCUUGUCUUCUCGAGUAUCAUUGCAAGCAAAAUCUAUGAUUAUGAGGCAGAGAAACAAGCUCGAGGUCUUCAUGCUAGUGACCCACUAGAGUGUAAUGGUUCCAUAUGCUUUUUCCUCACUUCCAUCAUCAUGGCUGGGUUAUGUAUCGUGGGGGCACUCUUAUGCAUGGUUCUAGUGUUCCGAACAAAGAUUGUUUACGCCAACCUAUAUCGUAAAUCUUCUCGCCAUAAUUUUCGAUAG
Arachis ipaensis is the source of this 1743-nucleotide messenger RNA. RefSeq names its product protein NUCLEAR FUSION DEFECTIVE 4. NCBI's taxonomy places the organism in Eukaryota, Viridiplantae, Streptophyta, Magnoliopsida, Fabales, Fabaceae. Gene Ontology annotation, cellular component: membrane. The record is from RefSeq and is a predicted model, not a curated record.